GAUCUAUCCCUCAACUUCCUCGGUUUCUCCACACGAAUUUUAUUUAAAUUCAGGUCAUUGAAGCCGCUGCCACGCUAAUUUCAUCUUAAAUUUUGGUCACUUAAGCCACCUUUGCCGCUGCUAGCGUAGAUAGCCUGAUCCCGCACCUCAAUUGCGUCGCGUAUUCAAAGGGUUUUUCGCCACGCAGCUGGUUCAAACACCGCAGGUGGGGUAAAAUUCUGGGUUGACGAUGGACGGUGGCAGUGCAGCUAGACUGUUGUAUGAGCAAUACCACCUGUAGGUCUUUUCUUCUUCUUCUUUCAAGGUGGUAGCAAGGUAGACAAAGAGUCAAGCUGCUAAGAGAUAGGCAAUGUGAUUGAGUUUAAUUUUCUUGAAUGACGAUAUUGUUUGCAAUGUGAGCAGGAGACUUAGAUGUUGGUUUUGAUGAAUUUCCAGUAGAUUUAGGCUCCGUUUGGUACACGGAAUUCAAACUAUGGAAUUGGAAUUAAGACUUCAAUUCCAAUUCUGGUGUUUGGUAGCACAAAAAUUAUGUGAAUUUGGAAUAGAUAGUGCAAAAAAUGAAUUGGAACUGGUUCCCUUCCGUAAUUAAGAAUCUUUUGUAACUAUUUAUACGAGGCUUCGUCCUCCAUUAUUACGGAGUAUUCAAUAGAAAAUAACAAUUCUUCAUGGUAUCGGAGUCUCUCGUUGCUCUCCGCCUCUCGUCCGACCUAGCGUAGGCAAAACCCUAGUCGCGCCGUCGCCACUCCUCUCUCUCAGCCGAACAGCUAUCAGCCGCCGAGCCACCCUCCUCCCUCGGCAGUGCUCAGCCGCUGUCUCUCCCCAGCGACUUCCUUCCCAUCGGCGAGCAACCCUCCGAUCAACAUGUCCGAGAAAACCUCGGUCACCGGCACGACGUCCUCUUCUCCAACUCCACACUUGGCAUUCACGACGAUCUUGAACGUGAAGCUCCAUGUGCCGAUUCUCCUAAGCUUCUCCGAGCCUAACUACAAAAAGUGGAGCCGGCUCUUCCUCCUCCUUAUUCGAAGGUUCUCCUUGGGUGAUUUCCUCACCGGCAAGUCGUCCCCGUCUAGCGCCGACGACUCGGAAUGGUUCCAACUUGACACUCUCAUACAAGGUUGGAUUCUCUCAACGGUUAAUGAUGAAAUCUGCGAUCUUGUUCUCUCCACAACCAACUUCGCAUCCGAGCUUUGGCGAGCCAUCUACAACAUCUUCCACGACAACAAGCCGGCCCGGGUGAUGCAACUUGAACACCAAUUCCGCACCACCACGAAGGGUUCUCUCUCCAUCGCCGCUUAUUGUCAAACCCUACGGAAUCUUGCGGAUUGGUUGGAUGAUGUAGAUGCCACCAUCUUUGAACAACAACUUGUUCUUCAAGUCUUGCGUGGCCUCCCGGAUGAUCUUCGAGCACAAACGUCAUUCCUUCAAUACCAAACGCCCCCGACCUUUCUCCAAACCCGCUCGGCCCUCCUCUUAAUUGAACAACAACGGGCUGAAUUGGGCGUCGGUAGCAUCACGGGGGAUGGCGGCACAGCGUUAUACGCCGACAGUGGAGGCCCGCGGUGGCAUGGCAGCGCCGGUUGCGGGCAGUCGGAAUCCAGCAGCGGGGGAGGCUUCGGGCAGCAGCAGCAGUACUCCCGGCACCGUGGCGGUAAUGGUUCUAAAGUCCGCACUACAGCUAUUGGUAACUAUAAAUUCCCCACAUCCCCUCCCUUUAACUUACAAAAUAUUCUUGUCUCCCCCCAUAUUAUCCACAACCUUAUUUCUGUUCGCCAGCUCACCCGUGACAAUAAUUGCUCUAUUGAAUUUGACUUCACUGGUUUUUCUGUGAAGGAUAUGCUGACGGGAACCGUGAUUCAUCGGUCCAAUAAUGCUGGCCCUCUCUACCCCAUGAGCCAAUCCACCGCCCAAGCCCAAGCCCAAGUCAACGUUGUCACCGGUAUGGCAGACGAACGGAAGAAGAAAAAGGUUAGAGGUGCAGGGAAGUGCGAGAAGCUGUAUAAGAGGAAGAGGGAGGGUCAGCCACCUAUAGAGCUUGAGUGGGAGCGUGGGGAGCCUGAUAUAUAUGUGAUACCUCCCGGUGGGGCCCAACAUGUCAUAACGGUUUCCGCGUUGAGACAUCGCGCUUUCAAGACAUAUUUACGAGGAGCCUAUUUGACGGAGGGUGGGGAGCAUUACAGUAAGACUCCCAUAGAGCCAGAGCAUUGGGAGGCUUUGAGCGAGAAGAACAGGGAUAUACAGAAGAAGAAUCCCUAUCCGCAAUAUAUGGGCCGGGGUGGAUAUGCCAUGCUUCAGCGUGAGUUGGCCGCUACUUCUCAGGCCCAGCUGAAGAAAGAGGUCACAGCCGGUACCUUUGUUCCAGAUGGGCACAAUGAUGUACUGACUAGAGCUUUAGGGACUGCCGAGCACCCGAGGCGGACGAGGGGUGUUGGGUCAUAUUCGGGCUUACGUAAAGUUUUCAAAGGUAACAUGAAGCCUCGUAAGCCCGAAGACUUUGCAUCCAUGUCGCAGCACACACCUUCUGUAGCACCUCCUUAUCGACAGUGUAGUAGCAGGGCGUGUGCAGAUUUUGUUGACUUCGCCGAUCUCACUAAUGUUGAUGCUUGUUACUUGAGGAUCUCUGAUCCAGCCGAUUAUAUAGUGGCACAUGGAUCGGUUGUCCCACGUGCACCUGGAGUUGUGGUGCACGGUGUUCCCCUCCUUCCUCACCAGCCCCCGUUGCACACGGCUCGACAUGGCGACUUCUCAUCAAGCAAAUCCCGUCCUAUUCUCGAUGUACGCCCCACUGCUCUUCAUAGCUCUCCCGUACAGGAUGUUGUUGACCGGAGCUCAUACGUCUCAUUCGGGCCGAGGUGCAGAGAGUUGUGUCAGUGGCUGACACGCACAUCAGAUUUGCUUACCAUCAGCGUCAUUCUCGAUCCCGAGUCUAUGCUCUAUCCAGAGGAGAUGAAGCUGAGGAUGCAUUUAGAGAAUAUACAUGAGUUCAUGCGAUGGGAGGAGGUCGAUCAGACCAUCAUCAUUGUUUUCUUGAGAUUGUUGCACGAUCAUAUGAUGGAGCACGACAUCACGUCUGUCGGGUUGUUAUGUCCGGAGAACAUGACAUACGUGGUAGAUUUUGGAGAUCACCAGUAUCUGGAUAUAGCACUCAAGACCUAUCAAUCGCGACCCUAGAUACUUAUGUCGUUGUAUCUAUCGAUACCGCAUCAUUGGGUGUUAGUUGUAAUAUAUUUGUUUGAAAACAAAGUAUAUUUCCUAAACUCAAUCAAGGCGACCGGAGGGCAUAAGAAAAUGAAGGUGUUUCAGUCUACUUCGCCUUAUACUAGAGCCGUAUUAGAAUAUAUUAGAGAGUUUUGG
This is a messenger RNA of Cuscuta campestris, 3351 nucleotides long. The record is from the annotation of a GenBank genome assembly. NCBI's taxonomy places the organism in Eukaryota, Viridiplantae, Streptophyta, Magnoliopsida, Solanales, Convolvulaceae.